AUGGAUCCACAGCCAACCUUUGGCUGGUCGUAUACCGACAUCAGCUUAGCCAUCCAAGUCCUCAACACCUUGAUCGCCAAUUUAGACGAGAAAGACACUCAGGGUAGACAUCGAGCUAAAUCCGACUACCUUCGAUACCACCUCUGUCCCUUAUUCGGCUUGAUACAAGACUGCUUAGAAGAUAUCGAGGCCGACAAUGAACAUCCUCGAAGAGACUCAUGGAUGACAUCUCUAACCAUAAUUAGAGAUAGUUAUUACCGAUUCGAAGCGAAACUGGACAAGCAGAACAGUCACUCUACUAGACAUUUGGAUUCAGGUUCGGAGGUUCCAAUCAUUUCUGGGACUUGGACAUGGACCGAACUAUCGGGAAACAUCGAUGCGAUUAAGAGCGAAAUCGGCGAUGCUUUGGUGGAUGUCGAAUGGCUUAUCAACUUGGAAUUACGCUCAAAAUUCGAAGAAGAUGUGCAGACCCUCGAAAGAUUGUCAGCAGUCAUCGAGGCCCACGGUGCAACUAUCGCCACUUACCGUCGUGGACUACAAGAAGUUCUACGAGACGUACAGGCCAACGAACAGGACUGUGAAACAGUCCAGGACCUCUUCCAAGGCAGCACAGCUGAAUUCGCACAAAAGCUGAUCAAACAUCGACGAGAAACCAGAGCCAUGUCCAGCACACUACAACAAGUUCACAAUAUCCUCAUCAUUCUAGCCGGCCAGCUCUUAGCUCAACGAACUCGAUGCUCUUCAGAGACAGGAAAACGACAAUUGAGCCAACUGCAGUCCGAGACCAAAAAGCGAGCUGCCGCCAUUUCACGUCUCUGUCAGAGAUACAACAAUGCCGAAGAAAUGGGCUCGGAGAUUGUACGCAUGAUCCGCAAACUAGGCCUUACGAAACGGCAGGGUCAGGGACAGGCAUCAGACGAUGAAGUCCUAAAGACGAGAUUACUCAUGAAUGAACAGAACAGCCGGUGGAAUGACAGAAACCGCAACGCCAAUGCCAACGCCAAUGCCAAUGCCAACGACAUCAUUUCCACAGACCAUGACAAGAACGCCAUCAUCCCCAGCCGCAGGGAGCGAUGGAUCAAUCUAUUCCAGCACCUCCCAAGACCUCCCACACGACGGCAACACCAACCAUUCUUACAUGAUGCACCGAUAUCACACAACAGGUGUACCUGGGAGACCAAACCUCCGAUUCCCUCGAUCAACCACCUCCAACGACUUGCACGAAUCAUCCGAAAUCGACGAGAUCAUGCCCCUGUUCGCAUUGCGAAUUCCCAGCUCUACUAUCUCUUGGCCUCCUCCACCGACUCGAAGCGCACCACCGGUGCCAUCGUCGGAUCCAGAAUCAAGUCCAGAUCUGAAUCCAAAUCCAAAUCCAACACCAACACCAACACCAACACCAUUGCUAUGGCAGCCACAGCAGCAAGGUCGAUGUUCAUGUACAUGUGGAGCAAUACAUCAAGCACAUUCACCUCCAGCACCAGCACCAGCAUACUCACCUCCAAUAGCAGCACCUCCAACACCACCAGCACCGCUCCUACCUCCUCCUCCUCCACCGCCACCACCGGCGAUUUCUGCACCGCCACUAUCACCUCCAUUGUUGAUGCGAACACCGACUAUUCCACGACGAUCGAGUCGGCGAUCACCGUCUCGAUCGUCUUCCGAAAUGUCUUAUUAUCCGUCAUAUGCGGUUUCGGGUCCUUUGUUUUCACGGAUUGAGGCGAUGGCGCCGGUGGUUAAAGCGUGAUUAUUGGACGACGGCGAGGAUUUUGGGAGCAUGGAUGGGCAUUAGGAAGUCA
This is a messenger RNA of Exophiala mesophila, 1796 nucleotides long. RefSeq lists its product as uncharacterized. The transcript has 4 exons. The record is from RefSeq and is a predicted model, not a curated record. The coding region runs from base 1 to 1716 and encodes 571 amino acids. Lineage: Eukaryota; Fungi; Ascomycota; Eurotiomycetes; Chaetothyriales; Herpotrichiellaceae.